AUGAGUCAACAUAUUUUGAGUGGAUGGAACAAAUUUUUUAACAGUAUUUUACUAUAUUUGGGGCUGUCUUUAAUUGGAGGAUGUUUAUCUGAAAAUUAUGAAUUUACCAACAAAAAAACUGUAAACUAUUCUCCAAUAGAGGAAUUGAUUAAUAAAAAGUUUGACAAUAGGACUCAAGAGCUAGAGAGCUUGAAGUUUAUAAUUGGGGAGCCUUGGGAGGGGUUUGAAGUCGCAAAAACACAACUAAACUCUUCUUUAGUUAAUGGCAAUAUAAAAGGUUUUAACUCACUUAGUGGAGAAAAUAAAGUUUUUGGCAAGUAUAAGAGACUGGAGACAAAGUAUCCUUCAGGUUCAAAAAAAAAGCUGAUUGCCUUACAAAACUGUAAGACCGGGACUACUGCACUUAUCAACUAUUCUCCAAUGAGGAUUAAAACAGAGUUCUCAAUAUAUUUACCCUUUGGAUCGAACAUUGACCCAAUUGAUAACCAAGGUUUGACUUAUUUAAUGGGAUUCAUAUUCUUAAAUAUGGGUUCUAAUUUAGAUGAUUAUUUAUUGAACUUUGGUGAAUACAUUGAGAAACAGAAGGAUAAUAGUUUGACAAGUGUAACAGUUUCCAGUUUGUAUACAAAACUAACAGCAACCGUUUCAGAUAAAAAAGCCACUGAAGCAUUAAAGAGGUUCACAGAUUCAGUUGGAUACACCUCUACAAGUACUGAUACUGUAACUUCUCAUGAUAAGCACAAUGAUGAGUUUUAUGUAAAAAAUAAACCACUGACGACGAAGAAUUUACUCAAUUCUUUGUGUAGAUUGUAUUACAUUUACAAGUCAUGUUUGAGGGAUGAAGAAUAUAGGAUUAGCUAUAUAAAGACGAGUAUGAGAGCUGGCAGUUCAAAUAAAAGCAAAGAAAAAGAUCGUGAUGGUUCAGGAUCUUUAGACAACAAUGGGGAAGAUCCGAUUUCAGAUUACUUUUCGAACUGUGGUAUUUUCUCAACAUCUUGGCAAGAACAUCUAACCUUCUUAUCAUCAAGUAUGUGCUCAGUUCAAAACAGUAUAGCAGAGGAAAGCCUUUCUAACAAUUUAAAAGAUUGGCUAUAUAACCUUAAACUAUUAAUUAAGGAGCAAUAUGAAAAGUAUUGGUUACCUGAAAAUAUGAACCUAUAUAUUGACUCAGCAGUAGAUUAUAGAUUAUUUGAGAAAUCACUAGCAAACGAAAUGGUUGUUUUCGGUUCGGAGUGUGAUAAUAAAGGGAAGUUAUUUAUUGAGAAGAAUUGGAUAACUCAGGAAGCUGAGAGGAAGAAUAACCAGGAGAAUAUGAUAGAAAAGGUUGAAAAUUCUGAAUUUAAUGAAAUCGUGGAUUCUGAUACUGAACAGCUAAAAGAGUCAAUAAAAAUAUUUAAUGUGGUCCCUCUUUCUUACAAAACAAGUGUACUUGAUAUAGAUUAUAAAAUAGAACUGGAAAACAUUGUUCAUGUGAUUUCAAUUUCAUUGACUAGAGUAAUGGAUAUUAUAACAGCUCUAUACUUGGACUCAAAGAUGGUAAGGAGACUAAGGGAUGAACUUGGAAUAAUACAAGAUUUAAAACUAACAUGGAGACUACACUACUCAUCUCAAAAUCUCAGACUCAUUUUUAGGUUUUUGUUAAAAAGUAUGGAAGUUAUGAAUGCAAAGAAAGUAAUCGAAGAUUUCUAUUCUUACAGUAUUUUCCUUCUCAGACAAUUUGAGAGGAAGAGCAAAGACAAAGAAUUCAAGUCUGAGUUUAAAGUGAGUAAGGAGAUUUUUGAAAUUGUGGAUGAGAUUCAAAGAUUAACUGAAAUUAAUUGGCAUCUUCAGUACUUGUAUGAGGAUCUUCCAACUCAGUUGACUACUCCAAUCAACAACUGUGGAACUCCAAUACAAGUUUUUCAGCUUAAUGGCUCGCUGUCCAAUUGGGUUAGGAAUGAGAUUAGAAUAUACGACCCUUUACUUUACAAAAAUUACCCUCAGCUAAUUUUGAGUUCAAUCCAUAGAUCCCAUGUGAGACUUCCAAGAGAAUGCGAACUAAUGGGGUGGAAUGAAUGCAAAACUUUCAGGUCAGAUUUUGAUGGAAAUAUAAGUGAAGCAAAAUCUACAUAUGACACUGGGAGCUUAGUUUUUGUUCUAAUGGAGUUCAUUAUAAAGCAUAUAGUUGAGUUCAAGGCAAGUGUGAUUUUUACAGACCCUUAUUUCAGAUAUAGAACAGAUUUUGUUCUUAAGGUGAAGGCUUACAAUUAUCACGAUUAUGUGAAUUUACAGUUUAGUUCUUAUUAUCAGAAAAACAGUAUGUUCAGAGAACAAGACAUAAUUGAGUUUACUAAUACUAAUAAUUGGACUUUACCUGACAAAAUAGUCAACUUUGAAACUUCUAUGACAAUUCCAAACUACCAAAAGUAUAAAAAUUCAAUUUCAAUGGAGAACAAGCUGCUGUUCCCAAGGGUUUCCUUUAAGAAUGAUUUGGGUAUUACUACUACACUUGAGAACUUUAAACUUUAUUCUCCCAUAGUUUUUGUAAGAUCCAUAAUCAGAACAGAACUAAGUCCAUGUAGAAUAUUCAAUGACGAUUUAUGCGGUAUAGAUGACAUGCCUAAGAAACAAAAAGGGUUAAUCAUGGUAAACAUACUAGCAAAUAUUUUCAAUCUUUCAAUAGAGAAAUUCUGGGAAAGUGAGCCUAUUCCAGGAUAUAAAGAUAUAAUUUCUGGACUUUACCAAAGUAGUAAUACAAAAUACAACAAUUGGAGGAUCCCAGGAUCACUAACAAAACCAUUUCAUUUUGGGUCUCUGAUGCUUGGAAUUAAUGAAGUGGAAUUUAAUUUUGUUGGAUCUUCUUGUUCUUUAAUUGAAUACAUAAAAAGCUUAUUUAAGGAGAUGAAUUCGCGAUUUAAGCCUUUAAAUAUUGUAGAAUUUUAUCAGAUAUUACGUAAUUUAAUGAAGAAUGAAAUUAAAAAUAGGAAGAAUAGAACCCCAAUGGACUUUAUUCGAUACUACCAGGGGUUAUUACAAUACGAGGACCAUUUUGAAGAUGAAUCUUUCAUAACUACUGGUAUUUCAAUAACUUAUGAUAACUACUUGACUUUCCACAAUUAUAUUAUGAAUACCUUCUUCAGUAAAAAUUCUGAAAACCCUCGUCAAGAAGGCUUUAUAGAGACAGUCGUUUUGGGGGUUAAUAAUGAUGAUUUUAACAAAGAGUAUACCAAGUUGAUUUUAGAUUGGGUAUAUUUCAAAAAAUCAGAUUCUUAUAAACAUAUUUGCAUGUUUCAAGAACCUUAUUUUGCAUUUUCAAUUGAUGAUGAACCACUUAUUAUUAGACAAACUUUUACUGAUGGUAUUCUGACUACUAGUAGUGCUUCUGUCAAGUUUCAGUUACCGUGCAAUAAGAACAGUUCUACAGGUUUUAAUUCAAAUUUCUCUGAUAUCGACAUUUUCUUCAAAGAUGAAGGCGAGGACAAAUGGGAAACUAACGACAAUUUACAACCAAGAUGUAUCUUCAAUGUUGUAGUUUCAAGAGUUUUAGAGAAAAUACUUCGAGAAUACUACUCUUCAAUCGUAAAAAAACUGGUGGUAGAGAUGUCCCAAAACCACUCAAACAACGCGAAUAUACCCCCACAUUUGAACUCCAAUUUUUCUAUAAGAGGAGAAGUCGAAGUAUCAUUCUACAAGCUAAAUAGUAUUCCUCAAUUUACUCUUUACAUAUUAUCAUCCCAUUUUGACAGUUUCACACUUUUGUCAAUACUUAGGGCAUCCAUUCAAAAAUUCAAGACUGACAUAAUUGAUAACGAGGAAACUUUUACAGAAGAAGUAUUCAGCUCAGUUAAGAGCCAUUUUAUCAAGUAUUACUGCUCAAGGGAAAGAAUACAAAUUAGAAAUCUCAGGGCUUCUUUAAUGGAAAUGUCAAAGUGGAGAUAUAACUAUAAUUGGAAACAUGAGUCAUGCAAAGUUAUCCGAACUCUUAAGAAGAAACAUAUUGUUCAAUUUUACUAUGACUAUUUCUUACUAGAUUCUCCAUAUAGAAGGUCAUACAUUCUAUUACUACAAGCUCCUCCUUUCAACAGAUUAAUAUCAAACCUGAAACGAAAGGAUAACUCAGUUGAUUCAACAUACGUAGUUUUCCAGAAUUAUAUUGUUUCCCUACUUAGAAAACGUGGGAGAAUCGAUUAUUAUAAUCAGACUAAUACCACAAAUAAUCCUGAUUGGAAUAUAAGCAUGCUUUCCUAUCCCAAUAUACUACAAAGUGACAUUGGGAUUUUAAACUAUAAGUAUAAAAAUACCAAGAGGUAUCAACCAAGGUGUUCCAAGUUUGUGCUUAAAGCGACAAAUACACAAUAG
Cryptosporidium ubiquitum is the source of this 4338-nucleotide messenger RNA. RefSeq lists its product as uncharacterized. NCBI's taxonomy places the organism in Eukaryota, Apicomplexa, Conoidasida, Eucoccidiorida, Cryptosporidiidae. The transcript has a single exon. Gene Ontology annotation, molecular function: metal ion binding. Bases 1 to 4338 code for a protein of 1445 amino acids. The record is from RefSeq and is a predicted model, not a curated record.